CAAUAUCUUACAUUUUUAUCAAAUAAUAAUUAGAUUAACGGUAUUUUGACAUGAUUUUAUAAUGCGCUAGUGAGAUAACUCGAGAUCAAAUGCCGUGAGUUGAUAAGAAGAGUCAUUGUUCUCACGUUUUCAAGAAGCAUAGCCAAAGUGCGGCACAGUGUGAAUAAAAAAGUGAUAAUGUGUGAUGCUGAUUAGCUGCUCCUUCAUUGGAUAUUGGAUGCUCUAUAGGUGAUUUGGUACUAAGCUGGUAAUGACGUGUUGUUUCUGGGUCGUACGCCAGCAAAAGCAGCAACGACGACGACUACGAAUAAAAAUAAUUGCGAUUCCUUAUGAGUACACUAACACCAGCCUGGAGGCAAACAGCGGACGACGAGUGCAAUUCUACGUACCAUUCGAUAGCGGCAGCAGCCGAAAAUCAGCAGUACAAUAUUCGCCGCCGAAUCAGUUCGAGUCUGAAUACGUGGGAGAAACAAACCUGCCAGGAUCCAGACUCAUCAGCAUCUUCCGACAAUGGGCCAGCGAAGAAAGCAACGGCAGCAGGCACUGUGUCAGGGUUAACACAGGUUGUUGAUUCUAAUUGCGAUAAUAAUAGCCUGAAAGAACAGCAAGAAAAUGAGACUGGCGACGUGGAACAAGAACUACAGUUAGCAAGUGAUACAGUGCAAAAGUAUCAAUACCAAAGCGCUGAAAUUUUAGAUACUACUGGAAGCGAUAUAAACAGCAUCAAUCCAAGCCGAAGACAUAGCCGAAUCAGUAUGAUAAUUAUCUACGGCCGGGAAGUUUUGUGCAUUUUGGCCCUGAUACUAACAACGUACGCAUCAAUUCAGAACAGCAAACCGCGAAUUUCCAAGGCACCUCCUGCGGUUCCAUUUUUUUCUCGAGGAUCACUGGUUCACGACUGGCCCUCGGGUGCUUUGGGUCCCACACAGACUCGCGUCUCCCAGUCGGAGCUAUCGUUCGUAUUUUACUACGCACCCUGGUGCGCCGAAAGUCAGCAUGCUCGCUCCGUUUACGAGCACGUCGCUCGGCUUUACUUCCGAGAGGCGCACUUCGCUGCCAUCAACUGUUGGCAGCCCGGAGGCGAAUGUCGCCUGCAAUACUCCAAAGUGCACUCGUGGCCGGUGCUGAUGGCUUACCAACCGAACGGGCUGGCAGUUCAGUACCAUCAGGCAUGGACCAACGCUGCUCUCACCCGAUUUGUACAGUCACUCAUUAAACCCAUUCAUCGGCUAACGGGUCCAGGCGAUCUAAUGAGUUUUAUGACAGGAAAGGAUGCGGUUGUGGUAGCAUUCUUGGACUUAAAAGCAAACUCUAAACAGUACAGUAGUUUUUAUCAAACGUCCCUUAAAUGGUUGGAGAAGGAUCCAUUCCAAGAAGUUGCAUUUGGAAUAGUCACCGGAGAGUCUUCCAACGCAUUUGGGGUAGAGGAAAUUCCAGCGAUUCGACUCUAUCUUUGGAAUGAGACAAUUGAAUUCACUGGCAAUGAUACAUGGGCACAAUCAGAGAUUGUGGAAUGGAUUGGCAAGCACAUUCAGGUAGUCUCGAUGUGGAUUGCCCCACCUGGAGCUACUAAGUCUGCCUCCCUGGCUCCGUACUUUAAGCACGGCCCAGUUCUCUUUUAUUUCACUCCUCGUACACUCUAUGAUGCCACAUCUCCGUCCGAUGCAUAUAUGCUGCUUCGACAGUUGGGGAUGCAGUACUACAACUGCCGGGGCGAUAAAUGGAUAGAAGAGAUGGCGAAGCGAUACAUCGCAGAGCAUCGACGGCUUAAUGCCGAAACAUACGUGCAACUAAAGAAUAAUUGCAUCCUAAUGUUGAAAAACAAUCCUUAUCAGAGCAAUGAAGAUGGCGAUGAGAGAAAAAAAGCUUGUACUGCUUCCAAUACAGUAGCAGUUUCAUUUGUGAAUGUUCUGAAUACAUCAAAAUUUACCGAAGGUCGUCAAAAAAUUCGCUCUUUAGGAGGCGGGCCUCAUGAUUAUUGCGAAAUCGAACGGGUGAAGUGCGACGAAAGGUUCUAUGAGUGCGAAGUUACUGACAACGAAAAUUCACUUAAUUACGAGCCAGAAGAAACCUGCUCAAAAAGAAAGCGUAAACAUUCCAGUUUGUAUGGCUCAGUGAAAGGUGAUAAUAGGUCAAAGCAACCGACGAUUUCGUUGCUGGAUGCAGACGAGGAUUAUCGGGGGUCACAAAUGUUGCGGAAACUAUAUCAGCGGAAGCAAUGCGAGUUACUACAACUAAGUGAGAUGGAUCAAAAUGAAAUUUUCUUCCGCGAGCCUGCUGAUCGGGAUGACAAUUACACAGACCUGAUCCAGGGGAUGGCCUGCAAGUCCAAUAAAACGCUCACAUUUUUGGGAAUGGACAGUGCUUUGUAUCAUGCGUUUGCGGAAAGAUUAGGUGUUGAUGUUCUGACUGAAGCCAAUAAGUCCGUAGCGAUAAUCGUCGAUCACGAGGAUGAAUCAACCUACUUGUUGAAAGACGCUAUCAGCUUAGCUUCAAUGUCCAAAUUUGUGUACGAUUUUUACAAUAGAAGUUAUCCACGGUUUCUACGGGCGAAUAACGUAGCUUUCAAGAAUACCCAUUCGUUCAACAUGAGCGAGUUUCGAAAGGAAAACAAGCGUACAAUGCAAGUCAAACGAAAAGAGUCUUCGGUCGAACGAAAACGACAGGUGGACAUUGAAAAAAAUGCGUCACAGCAAGUCACUAGCAAAGGAUCUCACCAAACGAUGAAUGGGCAAAUGGUGCCGGACCACGAACAUCAUUAUAUAAGGGAGAUAAAUUCUCGCAACUUUCAGCAAGCCGUGAUCAACACAAACAAGACUGUCAUCGUCCACUUCUACUCAACUCAAUGUGCCUUCUGCAGUUUGCUCUCACAGCAGCUGCUCACAGUGUCGCGAAUACUGCGCCAGCAGCCACGGCUAGAAUUUGUCCGGAUCGACGGAGACAAAAACGAUCUGCAGUGGGAAUACAGUAUGGAUCUAUUCCCAACGUUAAUUAUAUUCCCCAAUCAAAGAAAAUCCGAAAGUCGGAUUUUUUCUCGCCACCUACAGCUAACUGUGCCGAACGUUCUGGGAUUUAUUCUAGCAAAUCUCACACCUCCCGAAAGAAUCCAUGCCAACUAUCUUAUCUGUGACACUGUGAAGUCGUCACCAUCUCGCGACGAAUGCCUACAGACAAUGAAGCGUGAGCUUAGCAAUGGCAUCUCGCUCAAUUUGCGCCUCUAUCGAAAGUCUACCAAUCGUCCGGCCAGAGCCGCGCAAGUGCUGCGUCGGCUGCAGGUUCUGCAGGAGUUCUAUCUAACCACGCUCGGUUGUCUCAGCCAUUCCUGUGAUUUUACUCGACUAAAAGCCCACGCCGAUACAAUCCUCACUAUGUGGCAAAUGACGGUGUGAGAAACUGUGCGCGACUGCCCAAGGUCGAAAGUUUAUCGAAAAAGUCUUCUAGGAAAUUGCCAAAGUGCUUCCUUGGUUGGCAGAACGAAAAAUAAUAUUCAUUUUAUAUGAAGAGUCACUUUUACGGUUCCAAAAACUACUAGUAGUUUUUUCUUUGAUAUUGCAAUUUAUUUCCUUCAAGUCACCGGAAAAAUAAACUAAUAAAUUAUUUUUGUUAUUU
Molecule: messenger RNA, 3609 nt
Organism: Sabethes cyaneus
Lineage: Eukaryota; Metazoa; Arthropoda; Insecta; Diptera; Culicidae
Product: thioredoxin domain-containing protein 11
Exons: 8
Coding region: 330-3389 (1019 amino acids)
Source: RefSeq, a predicted model, not a curated record